Messenger RNA from Durusdinium trenchii, 1260 nucleotides. Lineage: Eukaryota; Dinophyceae; Suessiales; Symbiodiniaceae. The record is from the annotation of a GenBank genome assembly.
AUGGGGCCACAUGGUCGUGGGGGCAGAAGCUUUCCAAACCUAAAGAGCCUGUGGCUGGACAAAACUUUGAUCAGCGAGUGGGCUGAUGUGGCGGCUAUUUGUGAGUUGUGUCCAAACUUGGAAUGGCUAUCGCUAUCAAGGACUCGCUUGAAGCCAUGUCCCACGGUCCUUUCUCCUCCAGUUGGGAAGCCGACCAGUGUCUCGGAGUGCUUGGUGCUCAAACCUUUCAUUUGCAAAGUUCGUACCCUCGUUCUCAACAGCACAAGAGUGACCUGGGCGGACUUGCUUGCGCUUGACGGCCUCGGUCUUUUUCCACACCUGGAGCACCUUCACCUGGCACAGAAUGGCUUGGAGGAGGGAAUUCCGCUUGAGCUGAGCAGCGAAGUGGCUGAAUCUCGUCACUUGCCACUACCGAAGCUGCAGUCAUUGGUGCUGGAUAGCAACAAGAUUUCUGACUGGACAGUGCUGCGCCGUGCCAUCGCAGCUUUUCCUUCAUUGCAAGCAUUGCACUUGAACAACAACUUGCUGGGUGAAAGCAUUGAAGGUCUUGCCGCGGCUGCGGCAGACCAAACUCCACGACGCCUUACGGGUCUCUUCUUGAAUGAGAACAAACUAGCAUCGUGGCGCAGCAUCGGGGCAUUGGCCAACUAUGCGCUGCUGGAGUUAAAGGUGCAAAGGAUACCACUCACUGACUCCGGCUCGCCACUGGCCUCACCAAUGCUUCUGAGACAGAUUCUCAUUGCGUUAAUGCCAACGCUUCUGCGGCUCAAUGCGUCAGAGGUGACUGUGAAGGAGCGGACGGCAGCAGAAAGGUAUUUCCUGUCAGUCGCCCAGCUAGACAACCCUAUUGUCAAAGGGCUUGCAGAGUCAUGCAAAAUCUCAGAGCAUGUCGAGCGGCUGCGUGCCAUCCAUGGGAAUGUGGUCGGUGGUGAUGUGACUGAGCAUUCCCAAGCUUCGAGAUCAGCUCUUUUCAAUGCCUUAGUGGAGGUCACUCUGCGACCAGUAGGGGCUGCGAUCGUCGAGAAGCCUGUCACCAAAAAGAAGGUACCUCACACAAUGACAGUUGCGGAACUGAAAAGAUUGGCCCACCUUCUCUUCAAGCAGGUUCCGUUGGAUCGCCUAACGUUGACUUUAGCAGAUGAUGGUUUGCCCUUUGGGGUGCCGUUGGAUGAUGAAGUCCGAGAACUGGGUUUCUUUGGUAUUGGCGAUGGUGCGGAAAUCCGGGUGGAUGACCUUGCUGACAUACCAUGCAAGGGGUGA